Messenger RNA from Salarias fasciatus (jewelled blenny), 1721 nucleotides. It is a transcript of the gene mpzl3, whose product is annotated as myelin protein zero-like 3. NCBI's taxonomy places the organism in Eukaryota, Metazoa, Chordata, Actinopteri, Blenniiformes, Blenniidae. The transcript has 6 exons. The coding region runs from base 193 to 939 and encodes 248 amino acids. Gene Ontology annotation, cellular component: plasma membrane. The record is from RefSeq and is a predicted model, not a curated record.
AUACACCUGUCUGGCAGGUACGCUCCUCUGCGGACGACACGGAGACUCUGAGUCACGGUAUCAGGCUAUGGACGGGAUUUUACCAAGGCUUUGACGCAACAAGUGGGGGAACUACUUUUUGCUUUUCUUUCUUUUUUUUUUUUUCUUUUCUUUGAACGCAUCCAGCCACUGGAGCUGUUUUUCCUGAGGAAAAUGCUCAGACCCGCCGUGAGAGCGCUCUCCCUGCUGCUGUGCUGGCUCGCCUGUUUCGCUCCCUCUCCAGUUUCCUGUAUCUCAGUGACUACUCCGCCGGAGCUCCAUGCGUCUCGAGGGGAAGCGGUCACGUUGUCGUGCACGUUUACUUCUAUAAGUCGACCGACCAGUAAAAUGACUGUUGACUGGUCCUACAGGCCCCAAACUGGAGGUCCACCACAGACAUUUUUCCACUUCUCCUCGAAGGCUUUCCCCCCACCCGAUGGUCAGUUUGUUGAUCGUAUCCGGUGGCAGGGUACCCCGGCGAGUGGGGAUGCCUCCAUCGUCUUGACCAACGCCUCCCUCAGCGACAACGGGACGUAUACGUGCUCAGUCAGAAACCCUCCGGAUGUCCACGGCUCCCCAAACUCACACACCGUGCUGACGGUCACACCGAAAUCGCCCAGCAUUCGUUUCUCCGACACUGCCGUCCUCCUCUUUUUCAUCCUGCUCCCCUCCGCCAUCAUCACCCUCAUUCUGAUUGGACGGAUACUCUGUCCCAAGAAGCAGCCGAACCAAUCCAAGGCCUACAGAUCACCCAUAGAGGUCACCGAGGGGGAGGAGUACGGCUAUCACCCGCCUGCAGCCAAAGCAAAGAGGGAAACCUGCUGUGACCUAUAUCUGAUGGAUUCGGACGAUGAGUCUCAGUACUACACGCUAAAGAAGAGGCCUCCCUCAGAUGACGGCUAUGCGGAGUCUCAGUGCUAGAGAGCCCUGGUGGUGAAGAGUUGUAACUGCAACCUGUGGACCUCAUGAUUAGAGGCAUCAAGUGGAUUUAUGUCUUCUUCUCCACAGCUCACCACUCACCCGGUCACUCUAGGGAGGAAGUUUACUUUUUGCGGUGACCCUUCUAGACAAUUGCACCGUUGCGUUUAACACGUUAAAACAUGCAAAUGAUUUAUAUUUUUGGCCCACAAGUUGCUUCACACAACAGCGCAGAUAAAUUGAGCACUACAGUGAGCCGAGUGAAAAGAAUUCCUGAAGUUUUGGUGUUGCUAAGUUAUUUCCCACUUUAUUUAGUCAGUGCAGUAGCGACUACAAAAUGACCCCGAACGUAGGAACACCAAGAGCGCACUAUGUAUGUUUUUAUAUCUCGAUGAUUUACAUGUGUCACUUUUUCAUUUUGAAGGAUAUAGAUAGCGUUUUGUCUAAUUUAUUGCCUGUGUCCGAAUAGCUGUUUGACAAAUCUUUGUUGAGCUGUAGUGAAACAUUUCUGUUUUUCCCUUUUUGAGUAGUUUUGACUACUGAUAUUUAUAGAUGAAACUGUCUGUACAGUAUAUUUGAUAUCUUUCCAGUCCUCUUUAUUUCGCCGUGUCACGUGAGCAGUGAGUAUCUUUCUAUAUGCUCAAUAUUUUUGGAAUUUCUGGUUUUGGCUGUGAUCUUUCCUGGAUUCAGAGAUGCUUGUGGAUGCUCUGCUUGCUGUAGUGGAUGAUUUUUUAUUUUUAUUUUUAACUUUUUUAAAAUAAAUUCUUCAUGAGUUCCAUAUCAGA